Messenger RNA from Penaeus vannamei (Pacific white shrimp), 2712 nucleotides. It is a transcript of the gene cold, whose product is annotated as coiled. The record is from RefSeq and is a predicted model, not a curated record. NCBI's taxonomy places the organism in Eukaryota, Metazoa, Arthropoda, Malacostraca, Decapoda, Penaeidae.
AAAUAACGAGCGACAGGUGUUUGUUCAACUCGGAGCGAAAGCGAUCUUAGCAUAACUACGAACUGGACUCGUGAAACCUUCAUUUUCAAGAUGUAUAUAUCAUCUUUACUCCUUCUUUUCACGAUUUUUACUACAGGAGUAUGGGGUCAGAAGUGCUAUGUCUGCAAGGACCAAGAUGAAAACACCGGGAAGUGUGCAACAACAGUGCAGGAAUGCAGCUUUGGAGAAGAUUACUGUCUUUCGGAAAUUAGAUGGGGAAGUACACCCUUCUGGGAGAUCGGUGCCCCAAUGCAGUAUUACAUCAGCAAGAAAUGUGCAACAGCGGAUGAAUGUGUGACUACCAAAUCAGAAUAUAUGCCCUAUUGUCAACGGAUCUGGUGGAGAGAUUGGAAAUGCGCUGAAUGCUGCAAAGGAGAUCGUUGCAAUUAUUUCAUCACGCUGGGUUCAUCUACAGUCACAUCAAACAUUGCAUUGAUGUUGUUAGCAGGAACGUUCACACUUUUAUUACCAAUGUUCCACUGAUCAUGAAAAGUUAAAGAGAUUUGCUUAGAAAAUGCAAAGAUAUGAUAUAUCAUGGACCAAGACAAUGCUCUUUGUAUUGAAAUGAUAUUCCAUGGAAGAAGAUGAGUCUCAACAGUGCUUUGCAUCUUGCAGUGCAUCUGCCAUUUUUAGAUUUUAAUGCACAGACCAGUUGAAGAUUUCAUGAGGGUUUAGAUUUAUUAGUUUUUCUGUAAAGAAAGUAAUGUUUUUUGAGAAAAACAGAAAUAAUUAGUGUUGAUAAAUCACAAUGUCUUGCAACUCAGCUAUUGCCUUACAUCAUCAUAUGUUAGUAUUAUUGAAACUAUGAAUUUAGUUAUUGAAGUCAUAAGAAAAUUGAAUGUUAAGUACUUAUUAAAUAUAUUCCGUCCAUUUAUCUGUCCAGAAUUUUUAUGAAGUGAUUUUCAUAUUUUGUUAUAUUGUUAGUCCCUUUAGAUGCUUAAUCUAUUUUAGAAGAAUUCCAGUAAAAGCAGAUAUUAAGGAAGCCAAUUUUGGCAGGUAAAUUCCAGCAGUGUGUUUUUAGGUUGUCAGAAUAAGACUUAAUUUUGCUUAGUGUACCAAGUUAAAAGGAGUACAAUUUUUAACCAAGGGAAACAGUAAUUAAUUGUGAAAACAAAUCACAGUGAAAGAAGGUAAAUGACCUAGGUUUCUUUAGCCUGUCAUAGGCUAACUAUUCAGAUAUUCUGAGGCAAGUAUUCAAGGAUGUUGGUAUGAAGAUGUAUUUUUUUCUCUUCUAUUCUCCAAAUCCAUGUGUUGCACCAAAUUUUAAAUGGUACUGAGGCAAAGGCCCUGGAGAGAGUGACAAAUCAUUCUUGGCAGAUACAGGCUACAUGACCCUCCCAGUCAGCCAGUCAUUGAGAAUAAGCAUCCAUCUACUGAUAGAUUUGUCGAAAUUUGUUGGUCUUCAAUUGCUAUUCUACUAUGUUUGUUCACUCAUUUGUCAUUUUAUUUUAUUUUAUUUCCUUCCUUUCUACCUUGAAGUUGAUUUAAAGUAAAUAACAGCAAUCACUGAAUUUCACAUUUUACUCAUCCUCAUAUGCAAAUUGUGUCGGUAGCCUCACUUCUAUGCCAAUGUUGAUUCCAGGUAUAUUUAAGCUGAUGCCUGAAGUCAGCCAAAAGUGCUGCAAAAUUUUCCUCAAAUUGUAUUUCAAGUUUUUAUGUUUUUUGCUCAAUUACUAUUUGCACAGCACUUCAAGUGUGACAUUUUUGGGUAUUUAACCAUAUUAUUAGGAUCUUUUUCUUUACUUUUUUUUUCAUUAUUAUUAUUAUAAUUAUUAUUAUUAUUCUCUAUAUAUGUAUAUAUAUAUUUUCAAGAUUCAGGAUGAUGCUGAGCUCCCAAAGAUAGAACUAAAUAGAUUGGAACUUUUGUCAGUUCUUGUGGAUAAAUAAUGCAAAUUUGAUGCAUCAAAGUGUUGGCAAUGAAUAAAUCCCUUCUGUUUUGUCAGUUAUUUUCAUUGUAUUUCUAACAAUUAUAAUGACAGUGAUUCUUAUUAUUGUCAUUUAGUAUCUUUAUUGUUAAUUUCACGAUUUUAGAUAUUAAUAAUGAUACUGACAUGUAUUUUAUGGCAUACAAGAUACAUCUAAUAUGUAGUGUGGUCUGUGUUGAAAAAUGAAAUUUGAGCAAAAUUUUCCAGAGAUCACCCAGAUCUCGCAAGACUAUAUCUAUUACUAAGUCUCAAUUUUCUGGCUAUUGUUUUGAGCUUUAAGCUUAGAUAUUUUUUACUUCAUGUUAAAUUUUGUGUACAGCAGGUACAGAAGUUGUUGAAUUUUGUGAUUGAGACUUUUAAAAAUGUUAUAUAGGACAUAGGAAUAUUUUGAGUCCAUUUUGUAAAAUCAGAAAAAUGUUCUUCUUGAAUGCCACAAAAAAGUAGUUAUUUUAUUGUUGAUAAGGCUCAUAGGACCUCACAUUACAUCUUUUAAAACAUUCAUUUCUUAAGACUGAUUAAACUUAAAUUAAGUACAGAAUAGUAUUACUGUAAUUCAAAAUGAAAAGAUUUUUAGUACGUAAGAAUCCGUUAAAAGAAUCUGUCGAUUAUAGAAAAACAUUCCGUCCAUAAACACUAUAUUUUUUAUAAUACGUUUUGUGAAAGUAUAUAUUUUGAUUAAUUUUAUGUACUUUACCUUGAAGUGAAGGUAAAAAGUUCAGUAUGGUGGAAUAAAAUCAUUGAAUAAUAA